AUGCAUGCUGCAUUGUGGCUGUGCUGUGAUGCUACAACAUCAACGGCUGCCUCUUGCUCAGCCACCCCCGGGAAACGCCCAAGGCUCUCAUAUCAUGAAGCUCGCGUGCUCGCUUUGAGCCUCGAUGGCCCUGCAAUUCGACUGUUCCGCCUCCACAAAGGAAGCGGUAGGAGCAUAACUGGCGAGCUCUUUCAAGCACAUUUACACCAACGAGGUGACGCCGUUUCUUACGAGGCUCUGUCUUACACCUGGGGUCCACCUGAUGUCCGUGAAGACAUUUCCAUAGAUGGCCAAUGCUUGAGCGUCACCGUGAACCUCUAUUUGGCGCUUCAGCAAUUGCGUCAACGGGACGAGGACCGAAUAUUAUGGAUCGAUGCGACAUGCAUAGACCAAAAGAAUUUAAAGGAGCGCGGUCACCAAGUUCAGCAGAUGGGCGACAUCUACAAACAAGCCGAUCGUGUAUUGUUCUGGCUCGGAGCGGCUACGGACGCGACCGACGUAUUCCUCAAGUCAAUGCAGCUCUUACACAGACUGAGCCUACGAUAUCCAUGCAAGUCCUGGAGUCUCGAUGACAGCCGAUGGGAGGACCUCUGGAAAGACGUUCAAAUACAACUAAAUGCUUAUCACGGAAACUCGAACCUGGAAAAUCUGCAGCGAAAGGGCCUAGAGAUUCUUCUAGACAGGCCUUGGUUUCGAAGAGUAUGGAUCCUGCAGGAGGUCGCAAACGCAAAGUCGGCUCUGCUGUACUGCGGCACACAAUCGGUGUCUGUGCGAGUGCUAGGCAUCGCCCCAAUAUUGCUAGGCGUCGAGCCGAACCCUCACUGCCAAGCUGUGCUGGACAUUAUGCCAGGCAUAUGGAGGGAGUCUUCGUGGUGGAGCCAGAGUCAUAGCCUGUAUACUCUACUCAAGAUGUUUGGAAGCAGCGAAGCCACAGAGUCUCGAGACCUGUUAUAUGCGUUACGGGGGAUAUCCUCAGACGCAAGCGAGCCGGAUAUUCUGCCACCAGACUACGAGAAGUCGGAGCAGCAAGUGGCCAUCGAUGCCAUCCGCUUCCUCUGCGGCUGCGACUUGGACGACUACGAUGAUGAUGAGCGACGGUCAUUGCCAACUGACAUACGGAGCCUUGCAGAGGGCUUGGACUCUCUGACUUAUCACAGUUGCUUGGCACUUGCGAAGCUUUCCAAGACGGAAAAGUUGGAGUUUCUCCUCAGACGACCAGAAACGCAGAUUGGCAGACACCUUGUCAAUACCGUGUUCUUGAAUGAUCCAAAUGGCGAAAUGACGCAACUGCUCUUUCAAUGUCGAGGCAUAGACGUCGAGAUAACCGAAGAAGGCUUGGCUGAAGCUGCGAAGAACGAGACGGCUGCGGAAGAGGUCAUGACAGCUAUUCUUCAACACAAAACACACUCCACAAAGAUCACCACCGAAGUCCUCCUAGCCGCAGCGAGUAAUACUGGCUGCGGAGAGAAGGUGCUGAAGCUCCUUCUACCACAUAUUACUGGAACCAACGUUGGCUAUAUAGCCGAAGCGGCUGCCCUGAGCAACGACCGUGGGCACAAGGUGAUUGAGAUGCUCUUCCGUGUACAUCGCGGUAGAGACACCACGGUUCCCGUCAGACGGUCUACAAGAACUUCCACUAGGCGAUCGACCGAAGAUUUCAAAGUUACCACGUCGCUCUUGGAGACUGCUGCGAGGAACGAAGCAUGCGGAGCGCAUAUAUUUGCAGUGCUGUUCGAUCAACGGCCUCAAGACGUCAAGAUGACCCGCGAGUUGGUCCAGCUAGCCAUAUACAACAAGAGGAACGGGUUCCUGAUCCUCAAAUUGUUUCUUGAGCACCGGCCUGAGAGUCUAGCACUCAUGGAGAGCGUCGCCCGAUAUGCGGACGAGCCGCACGCACCGCAGGCAAAAGUCGCCUUUCGACUGUUUCUCGAGCACCUGGCAGCCCGCGGCCCGGCAACGACCCUGGAAUUGGCAACCUUUAUGAGGUGGUGUACUUCGAAUACUGCCCGGGAGUAUCUUCGACUGAGAGGGCGCGGACUUGCGAUUACGAAAGAAGUGGUUGGGGCGCUUGCGAUGAAUCGCCUGAGCAGGAAUAACACCAUCCAGAUGCUGAUGCGACACACAGCCCCGGUUCUCGAGCUCAGAAGAGAUGCGGCAUUGGAACUGGUCGCAAUCUUUGGUCCUUUGGCAUUGGACUGGCUUUUGCGAUAUCGACCGAAGGAGUAUAUCGACAGAGAGUCUAUUCAGUCCGAGGUCCUCGAGCACUUGAUGACGGAGGAAGAACGCGACACCUGGAACAUGCUUCCCUUUGCAGCUAGCAAAGGGCAUCAAGCGCUCGUCGAGCUUCUACUUGAGCGCGGCGCAAACAUUGAAGAGAAGCUUGAACUAGGCAACGUUGGGCCAACAGCCGCGAACCUCGCUGCAGCAGCCGGCCACAAAGAAAUAGUGGCCAUUCUGAUCGAACGGGGCGCUGAUAUCGAAGCAAGAGACUUGCUCGGACGAACGCCUCUCAUUUUAGCUGCCGAAAAACACGAGAGUACUGCUGAGCUGCUCUUGUUGAAAGGUGCAAGGGUAGACGCCAUGGACGACGAUGGAGGGACGCCGCUGAUGGCCGCUUCUCGGGGUGGAUUCAGAGCCCUCGUAGGGAAAAUCCUUGACACGAGGGCUGGGAUUGAUGACAAAGAUAAGCAUGGCAGAACGGCGCUGAUGUAUGCCGCUGUUGAGGGUCAUCAACGUGUUGUGAGGAUGCUGCUUGACAGGGGCGCCGAUAAGAGAAUGGUAGACAGCAAGGGUGCAACUGCGUUGACACUCGCCACAGAAGGGGGCCAUCGAUUGUUGGCAAGGCUCCUGAAAGACUAUCGGCAUAAGAGUGAGGUGGUUAGGGACCUCAGUGAGUGGCUUCGUCAGGGGCUAGCAGAUGGGACUCAGGGCGAAGAACCUGAGGACGAGGUGUUUGAUGCAUUUGAGUGGAACUCGAUAUGGCGUGAGAGGUGGUGA
Molecule: messenger RNA, 2997 nt
Organism: Trichoderma reesei QM6a
Lineage: Eukaryota; Fungi; Ascomycota; Sordariomycetes; Hypocreales; Hypocreaceae
Exons: 3
Coding region: 1-2997 (998 amino acids)
Molecular function (GO): protein binding
Source: RefSeq, a predicted model, not a curated record